AUGAAUGGUUUCAUUUCCUCGCUGCUGAUCCAAAUUGGAAUACGAUCCCCCCUACCACCCCAGCCGAGCAGCCAACCAAAUGACGACCAAGCUAAAUUCCACCUGAACGGACCGACACACCCCUCUUGUGAUAGUGAAGACCAUAAAUUUGUUCCUCGACCGGACCAAGAUCACGGACAGAAAUCGAACUGCGGAGAUGCGGGUGCGGGGUCCCUGCAUAGCCCUUGUUUCUUCACAACCCUACCGAAAGAGAUGGAUGGCCGAAACUUGCAAGCGGAGGGCACUCGAUCAGUGACCCACAAUACACCGGGAUCCGUCCAAAAUAUAGUUGCGAUCACAGACAGAUCAUUUGAUCCCGCACAUGAAAUAGAAGUCGCCGCACAGUCGGACAGUUCAGGGAAUCCACAAGCUUCAGACCCCGGCGAGGCGCUGGACUCGCCUAGUGAGCCACAAUAUGCAGCUUCAGGAAUAGCCAUUGUGGAGCCUCGGCGAUCUUUGGACAAUGCCUUUGAUCCAGAGGGGCUGGCACAGUCUUCGCUUCCGGCGGAUGAUGGGAUGGGAGUUCUAAGAAGCAAGAUCAUCGCUAUUAGGGAGUUGCGGCUGACCAAUGUUGAAAAGGCGCGAAUGGUUCACGGUCUGAUGACAGAAGGUUACAACUCAUCCCGUGAGCUCCCAAGCACCCCUGGCAUGGGGGCAUCGAGCCCACCGAGUCUGGGGGUGCCAACAAGCCCGAGGACUCCCCGAGCGUCGGGGAUCAAUACUUUUAGGCCGGGUUCACCAUACACCGAAUCAGUUCCUCUGUACGAGAGCACCUUCAAUCUCACAACUGAAGAUCUUCGGCCCACUUUCGUACCCAAGGCAGAAACAGAACCGCCAGAACUUGAAACUGGGGAUGAAGACUGUGACACAGAAGAACAAGAAGAGGCUAUCCUUGGGUGUGUGCAUUAUCAGCGCAAUGUAAAACUCGAGUGCCACACUUGCAAAAAAUGGUAUACCUGCCGCUUCUGCCAUGACGAAGUGGAAGACCACUCUCUCGUUCGUCGAGAUACCGAACACAUGCUCUGUAUGCUAUGUGGGCAUGCACAGCCCGCAGCGCAGAACUGCAGACUGUGCAGUGAGCAAACUGCACAGUAUUAUUGCGAGAUUUGCAAGCUCUGGGAUAACGACAGCAAAAAGAGCAUAUAUCAUUGCAGCGACUGCGGUAUAUGUCGAAUUGGGCAGGGCCUGGGGAAGGAUUUCUUCCAUUGCCAAACAUGCUCUCUUUGUCUUCCUAUGUGCAUUGAGAACACCCAUCGUUGCAUUGAACGGUCCACCCAGUGUGACUGUCCUAUAUGUGGCGACUACAUGUUCACUUCUCCAGAAAAAAUCGUCGUCAUGCGAUGUGGCCACAGCAUACACCACAAAUGUCUCUCAGAGUACUCCAAAAGUUCCUUCCGUUGUCCCCUUUGUAGCAAGACCAUCACCAACAUGGAGUCGACAUUCCGAAACCUGGAUCGCACCAUCGAGAGCCAGCCUAUGCCCGAGGAAUUCAAGGAUACCAAAGGCCUUAUUUAUUGCAAUGAUUGCGGUUCGAAGUCAGUUGUCAAGUAUCAUUGGCUCGGCUUAAGAUGUGAUUUAUGUGAGUCGUACAACACGGCACAACUUCGCAUCUUGCACGGAGAUAUGUCUGCUCAACCUGAGGAAGACUCCGGGGAAGACCUCCUUCCUCGGCCUCGAUCGUCUUCAGUCACUGAGAACGAUGACUCGAUGUCAUCUUCCCUGGCAGCAUUGAAUGUCAGUAACACAUCGGUUCCUCGUUCACCGCUCAGUGUUCCUAUGUCCCCUGAGCCCGUUAGACGAUUCUCAUCCUAUAACAUCACACGAGGCCGUGCUGUCUCGCCCGUCGUCAGCAACUACUUUGGACUGCCGACUGAGCGUGAAUCAGAGAAACCUUCAUUUAUGCCCUUCUUUGGAGGUCCAUCUCGUGGCGAGAAUGAGGACUACGGUGCAUUAAAUUUCUUGAGCAAGAAGCUUACAUACCGAUAUGGACUUUUUGGCGGUGAAACCAAAUCAACUGAAAAGGCCUUGGAAACUGGGGAUGAAGAAGAGGACGGAGAGUCUUCUGACUGCGCUGAAUCGGAUGGUUCUCAUGGUACUGAGGACGACGAAGAGGAAGAGGAAGAUCAAGACCACAUUCAAAUUUUCGGCCAUCAAUGA
Penicillium egyptiacum is the source of this 2196-nucleotide messenger RNA. The record is from the annotation of a GenBank genome assembly. Lineage: Eukaryota; Fungi; Ascomycota; Eurotiomycetes; Eurotiales; Aspergillaceae.